Temnothorax curvispinosus is the source of this 2039-nucleotide messenger RNA. Its product is annotated as neurogenic locus notch homolog protein 1. The record is from RefSeq and is a predicted model, not a curated record. NCBI's taxonomy places the organism in Eukaryota, Metazoa, Arthropoda, Insecta, Hymenoptera, Formicidae. The coding region runs from base 490 to 1743 and encodes 417 amino acids. The transcript has 7 exons.
CUCCGCAUACGAAGCUGCAGCGUGGAUUACUCAUACCUGCUUGUUUUGACCGACCGUAUUGUACCGCACGCGAAUAUGGAAUAUCAUUACGGUCCGUCGUGUGAUUCUAGAGUCGGAAUGGACGGAUAUAAUUGCGUGCGUGCUCCGAUCGCGUUCAGCCAUGGGAAACCCGUCUCGCGCGCACGUAAUGCUCAUCAAUUACAUUGAAAAAAAAAAGGAAUGAAAAAAACGGAAUUAAACGCGUCAUAAAAACGUAGGCGAAAUUUAUCGAAUACCUUGAGGAAUAUAAUCAGGGCCGUGCGUGGGUGAAGUUCGAAGAGGGGACCGAAGGUCGCGGAUGGUGGGGCUGUGGGAUCGUCCUCGCGUCAUCUACGCGAGAUCGUCGCGAUCGCGGGUAGUACGCCGUUUAGUCUUCCUCGCGCCGAUCGAGCACGAAGUUGCAAGCAGAGGUGGGCAUUAAUUCGGAUCUUGUAUCAGCACAGUGGCAAAAUGUUGUACUCGCAAGCCGCAGCCUUGCUCCUGCUUCUGUUCAGCACGGUGGUGGACGGCAGCCACUACGUCCAGUACGUUCAGUCGCGAGUACUCGCGUCUGGCGGUUGCGACAGCUACACGUGCGGCGUCAACGCGAGAUGUACGAUGAGCGAGGGACGGCCGGUGUGCUCGUGCUUGAAUCUACAUAUGGGAGACCCGCUCGCGCGGUGCGUACGAGUCGAAUGCAUAAUCAACGAAGAUUGCCCGUACAACAGGGUGUGCACGAGCAAUAGGUGCGUCGAUCCCUGCGUGGGACUGUGUGGAGUAAAUGCGAACUGUUUGACCAGAAAUCACAUAGGUACCUGCGAGUGUAUACCAGGCCACGUCGGAGAUCCGUUCUCGGGUUGUCAAGUCGCUGACCCCCAAGCCGCUUGUAAGCCGAGUCCGUGUGGGGUGAAUACCCAGUGCGAGGUGAUCAACGAGAUACCGGUCUGCACGUGUCUACCGGGUUACAGAGGCUCACCCUUGGCCGGAUGUCGUCACGAGUGCGAGAGCGACGGCGAGUGUCCUCCGCACCUCGCCUGCUCGUCGUCGUACAGAUGCGAGAGCCCGUGCAAGUGCGGCGAGAACGCGGAGUGCGAGGUCGUCAAUCAUCGUGCGCAAUGUAGCUGCCCGAAAACAUGGCUAGGAAACCCGCUCGUCGCGUGUCGACCGGAGUGCACCGCCCACUCCGAAUGCCCGACGCACAAGCCUGCCUGCCUCUAUCAGAAAUGCGUGAAUCCCUGCGACGGCGUAUGCGGCGUACACGCCGACUGCAACCUACGCGGCAUCACUCCCGUUUGCAGUUGUCCGAAACACAUGACCGGCAAUCCUUUCGUCAGCUGCAGACUGUUCGAACCGCGCGAUCUCUGCGAGCCGAAUCCCUGCGGCGUUAACGCGGUUUGCACGCCGGGCCACGACAAUACCGGGAAGGAGAGGCCGGUGUGCACGUGUCCUACCGGCUACAUCGGUAACGCCUUGACGAGCUGUCAGCGCGGGGAGUGCUUCACCGACAAUGAAUGCCCCGACAAUCGGGCGUGUAUCGAUUUCACGUGCAGGAACCCAUGCACCGGCCACGAAUGUGGCUCGAGUGCCACGUGCACGCCCCGACGUCACAUCGCGGUCUGUACGUGCCCGCAGGGGACCAGAGGCGAUGCCCUGUACACCUGUAAUCCGAUCGAGAGUAAAUCGGUGUACAAUUACGGCCGCGCCUACCGUUACCGUUACCACUAGUCACGCGCAAAAUCGAACCGAUCCCACGUUUCAAAUACUCAACGUUUUAAUACCGCGUUUUAAUUUCUAUUCCAAUUUCUAUUCGACAACAAACUUUCACGAACAAAUAUACCGCCUAUUCCUUACGCAGGUCGUGUAACAGAGUAAUAUAUAUUUUUGUAACGCUACGCUGAUAAUGUCUUCCAAAUCGUGUUCACCAUAGAUAUCACGCAAAGUGUUCUGUAUGUUUUAUAAGCUGCGGCUGGUCGCAAAUCUAAUUUCGAUCCUUAAUAAAAAUAAAAGUAUAAUACGAUUUA